CAACUUGGAAGAAUCAAAUGCGCGUGCUCGCCACACUGACUCUCGUGUUCAUGCGCGUAACGUCACUCAGUGAGAUGGAAGUCCUGUGAUGAUGGACCAACGGAGAAUCCUGCGGCUCCUGGUCGUCAUAUUUGGAUUAAACAGAGUGUGUGAAUCGUUGUUCUGUAACUGCACCACACCGAGCUGUGAGAAGUAUGGUUAUAAGUGCGAGACAAAUGGGGCGUGUGUGGUGUCAACCUCUGUUAUCGGUGGACAGGAGCAGAAUGUGCGUCUCUGCAUCCAGAAGGAGAAGCUGGUUCCUCCCGGCCAGCCGUUCUACUGUCUCAGCGCUGAGGGACUGAUGAACACACACUGUUGCUAUAAAGAUUACUGCAACAGCAUCGAUCUCAAACUGCCGACCAUGACUAAGCAAUUGGGUGCCGGUCAGGAAUGGGGUCCGGUUAAGCUUACAGCGGUAGUGGCUGGUCCGGUCUUUGUGGUGUGCGUGCUGGUUCUGCUGGGUCUCUUUUUGUUCCAUCACCACCAGCGUGCCUACGGUCACCGCCAGAGACUGGAGGUGGAGGACCCCAGCACUGAACACAUGUUUCUGGCCAAAGACAAGACCUUACAAGACCUCAUCUAUGAUCUCUCCACCUCAGGGUCUGGCUCAGGUCUGCCCCUGUUUGUCCAGAGAACUGUGGCUCGUACCAUAGUACUGCAGGAGAUCAUUGGUAAGGGACGUUUCGGAGAGGUGUGGAGGGGAAGGUGGAGAGGAGGCGACGUCGCUGUGAAGAUCUUCUCCUCUCGGGAGGAACGCUCUUGGUUUCGUGAAGCAGAAAUCUACCAGACCAUUAUGCUCCGUCACGAGAACAUUCUGGGGUUCAUCGCUGCUGAUAACAAAGAUAAUGGCACGUGGACUCAGCUGUGGUUGGUAUCAGACUAUCAUGAGAACGGCUCUCUGUUUGACUAUCUGAACCGAUACUCGGUCACCAUUGAGGGCAUGAUCAAACUUGCUCUGUCGGCUGCCAGCGGACUGGCACAUCUGCACAUGGAGAUCCUGGGCACUCAGGGUAAGCCCGGCAUAGCUCACCGGGAUCUUAAGUCCAAGAACAUUCUGGUGAAGAAAAACGGCACUUGUGCUAUUGCCGAUCUCGGCCUAGCAGUUCGGCACGAGUCCGUCACAGACACCAUCGAUAUCGCACCCAACCAGCGCGUCGGCACCAAGAGGUAUAUGGCACCUGAGGUUCUAGAGGAGACCAUAAACAUGCGUCACUUUGACUCAUUUAAAUGUGCUGAUAUCUACGCUCUAGGUCUGGUUUACUGGGAGAUCGCUCGCCGUUGCAAUGCUGGAGGUAUUCAUGAAGAAUACCAGCUGCCCUACUAUGAUCUGGUGCCCUCUGACCCCUCCAUAGACGAAAUGAGGAAAGUGGUGUGUGACCAGAGGUUAAGACCCAACAUCCCGAAUUGGUGGCAGAGUUAUGAGGCAUUACGCGUGAUGGGAAAGAUCAUGCGCGAGUGUUGGUAUGCUAACGGUGCCGCCCGACUCACAGCUCUCCGCAUCAAGAAAACCCUGUCGCAGCUCAGCGUGGACGAAGACAUCAAAAUCUGAAACGAAGUGUGAGAGACUGGUGUUCUUAGAAAAAAACGAAUUUGUACAGAAACGCUACCAGUCGAAACUUUCCUGCCAGUUUUAAAGCAAAGUUUUUCCGUCCGCUAGAUUGCGACGGGUCCUACCUCACCCCAACGCCAAAACUACUGAAUCCCACGGUACCCAAAAACUUUCUUUCUGUCUGCUUUAAACGGUUAUCGCCAUCUGCUCUUCAUAUAUCAAUCUUUAUCUUCGCGACUUUAGACUACUCAAAAUAUACCACUGGCCCCGGGUAAAACCUGUUAUCUCUCUUUAUAGUGAAAUGGUUCUUGGUGGGUUUUGUUUUCUAAUCAUUUGCCCCAAAGACUCACAUUUGACCCUUUAACUUGGUUGCUGUGAACAUUUGAUGUGGGCUUGUUGCUGUCAGUCUUUGAUCUGUCAAAGGUCUACCUCGGUUAAGAUGCUAUAUAGCUUUGUAACAUUUAUGAACGCAUACACACACUCCAGGAGAUAAGGGGUUCGGUAAACGGUGUGAAUUGGUGCAAGAUGAGCUGAUUAAAAUGGAAUGGUAGAGAUACCGGAAGAAAAAUAAUUUUUGGACCAAUUAUUUCCUUUUUUAUAACCACGUAAGCAAAUCAACCUUGUUUGCACUUUAUUAUGGAGGUUUUGCAAGUAUGAAGUGGAUUAUAGCCAUCUUAAUUUUGGAUUCGCUCACUGACACACUGUUCUACUGAUUGGUACGGAGAGAUCUAUUUAUUUUAGAUUUUAGAGCCAUCAUAUUAUCCUUAUUUUUUUAUUGCAAUUCAAAUUUUCCUCCACUCCACAGCAAAGCUACUGUAUAUAGUCUAUUUUUAAACGUAUGGAAAUGUAAAUAGCUUACCCUUUUUUAAUUUCGGAUAUCUUUGACAGCUCAAUUAAAGUGUUGGGUUCUUUUUUGAGAUGUUUCUUAUAUUAUGGACGUUUGGCAGUCAGGUAUUGCGAUAGGAAUGCGGGAAACUGAUGUGUGGAAAUGUACGGGUCGCGGGUUUGAAAAUUAUUUGUUUUUGUGUCGUGUACAGUAUAGUAAAACUUCUUUUGUUUGACCCAGUCUGUUUUUUAAGCUAAUCGUGUGGAGAGUGUGGCUUCUCAUGGUAGCAUUAAAGGGAUAGUUCUCCCAAAUAUGUAAAUUCUGUCAUCAUUUCUUCACCCUCAUUCAAACCAGUACGACUUUCUUGCUUGCGCAGAAUACAAAAGAAGAUAUUUUGAAGAACGUUGUUAACAGGCACCCAUUCACUUGCAUUGGUUUUGUCUCAAUACAAUAGAAGUGAAUGGUUUCAAACGCUGUUCGGUUACCAACAUUCUCAUACAGGUAGGAGUGAGUAAAUGAUGCCAGAAUAGUAUUUUGUGGGUGAGCUAUCCCUUUAAAUUUCACUAAAUAUGACUUAACACUGGUUACAUACAUUUUAUUUGAGGUUUAGGAAUUGUUUGUGGCUAAGACGAAAGUGCUUAAACUCUUGAACUCUUAAAUUAUUUUUAUCAUCGGAAACGAAGACAAAAAGCAAGGCCAUAAAACCAUAGGAUAAUUGAUGAACGGACUAAAAAUGAAGGAGCUGGAAAUCUCAUCCUCUGCUGCAGCUCUCAAAUUAAACUGCACUUUGAAGUGCAUUAGGAUCAGUUUAGAUGCACAAUAAUCAUUGACGUUUUGCAUUAGACUUUUAAAGCUUUGAAUCAUGAAUGAGAUUUAUGAAUGAUUUAUGUGUGAGCUGAAGAUUUGUAGUCAGCAGUUGUGACUUGGAUUUCAGUCUGUUCUUGGUGUAAAGCUGUCCUACUUAUUUAUAUAGACCGAGCAGGAUGUGCAUGGACUGCUUUUAUUAUUGCUUUUUUAACAUUGACAUCCGCACUGUUUCAUUAAUUCUGUUGUAUGAAUGUAUUAUUUUAUUUUUUUGUGAUGAUCUGUUUCUUUAGAUGUAUGUCAUGAUUCAAGAGGAAAUGUUUCAUUCUUUACACACUGGCAGGAAUGACUUGAAAGGUUUGGUGUAAACUAGGCUCGUCUUUACAUCUGAUACACUGUAUUUUUGACAGGUGACCCUGACAAGUACUCUCCCUUAAUACUACUGCCCUUCUGUACUCCACUCCUGUAUGGGAUAUACAAGAUGUAAAUAUAAUAAUUAUCAUGUAUGAUUUUUUUAAACAAUCAUGUUUUCUUUUUAUUCUAUUUUGUGGUUGUAGCCAGCUGCCUUUAUUAGCUGUUUUGUCACUCUCCAUUUUGUGAUUCAUCCAUUUUUGUAAUGUGAAUUAAUUUAGGUUCAUUUGUAAUGAGCUUUUAACAGUAGAAAUGCUCUUAAAGCAGCUGUAUAGGAUUUUUGUGUGUAUUUUAUUUUUGUAAUUAGUGGAUCUCCCGGCCUCUCCAGAAUGUUCCAGGACUGAUGUUUAGAGUUUUGUCUGAUCUUGGGAGUGUUUGACAAUCUCAAAAGUAAGUGCUAGGUAACUUGCUAAACUUGCUUCGUCCAUUUGCAACAAUUCAAAGCCACCAUAUGAAAAUGUAUUUAUUCCAGAGAAAACCAAAAAUAAUUGGAUAUGUUACAAAGGAUGUGUUGAUGGCUGUUAUGUUUCUCUAGAUAUUUAUUUUCAUUUGUUUUUGUAAUAUUUGGAUUUAAAAAAAAAAAAAUUGUGAUGUAACACUGGAUUGAUUUUGAGUCAAUACACUACUGAGAUCACACUAGCACGCUGCUAAUUGUGAAAUGCCUGUCAAUAUAGUUUGGAAAAUCUAAUUUAAUUUUUGCUUUUACAUGUACAGGAUAAUGGACAGUCAUUAACUCAACAUAAAUCCAAUCGGGACAUACAAGACCCCUCCUCCCUACAUCAGGGUCUUGAUCACCCUGUCGGAGUUUAUAUUGUGACAUAAUGUCCAUUUAAUUAAAGCCUUGUAUUGUUAUAAGGAAAUAUUUCCUUUAGCCUCUGUGACCUUUGACCGCACAACCUACCUAUAAUCGCAGUGUAUUUCCCAAAUCUGAAUAGGGAUGUUUCAGGAAUUUCCAAUCAUGUACAUGGGUAAUAAAUACAGAUUUUCCUACGUUU
This is a messenger RNA of Triplophysa dalaica, 4624 nucleotides long. RefSeq names its product activin A receptor type 1Bb (gene acvr1bb). Gene Ontology annotation, molecular function: activin binding; activin receptor activity, type I; ATP binding. The record is from RefSeq and is a predicted model, not a curated record. The coding region runs from base 89 to 1588 and encodes 499 amino acids. NCBI's taxonomy places the organism in Eukaryota, Metazoa, Chordata, Actinopteri, Cypriniformes, Nemacheilidae. Gene Ontology annotation, cellular component: plasma membrane; activin receptor complex. The transcript has 9 exons. Gene Ontology annotation, biological process: protein phosphorylation; cellular response to growth factor stimulus; activin receptor signaling pathway.